AUGACGCUCAGGUUAGCUAACCUGGAGAACACACGAAAAGUGCUGCUUAGAUACUUCCGCGUAACAGUCACUGUAACUCUCCUGGUUGGUAUUUGAGACGACCUGGUCAGGGUCGACUAUGCAAUGUUUUGCUUACCUCUGCCUCCGUUACCUACACGGGCUGAUGUCUUCUCUCUUGUCUUGAUGCAGCCUCCUAAUGAUGGGUCCCAAGUAAUUCCAUCAGUGGCGGCCUUCCAAGUGACAACUGCUGCUCGGAAGAAGUCCGUGACCCGCUACCCGGCUUCUCUGAAGAAGACGCACCGAGGCCCUGCAAAGAGUAAUCCUAGCUCAGAUGACAGUCUAUCAUGUAUUUUCAGGAAGGCUGUUCCCUAG
Messenger RNA from Gryllus bimaculatus (two-spotted cricket), 372 nucleotides. NCBI's taxonomy places the organism in Eukaryota, Metazoa, Arthropoda, Insecta, Orthoptera, Gryllidae. The record is from the annotation of a GenBank genome assembly.